AAAAUUCGGCAAUCACAGAAACUGAACGAACAUUGGGUCAAGAUGAAGAACAUCUUCUACCUCCAGCCAUACAACGAAAUUAGGUCAUAUUUUGGAGAGCAGUUUACGUUUUAUUUUGCCUGGAUGGGUUUGUACACGGCCAGUUUAUUCGCAGCCGCACUGGCCGGUCUAGCCUGUUUCAUAUACGGGCUGGCUAGUUUUGCAACUAUUGAUGAUAAUGUAAAAGAAAUAUGCGACGAGACGAAAGCUCCAGGCAACUACACCAUGUGUCCCAAGUGCGACUUCAGAUGCAACUACACCAAGCUAUCAGGAAGUUGCAAUAAUGCAAAAUUUUCCAGAGUCUUUGAUAACGAGGCCACGCUCGCCUGUGCCAUCUUCAUUUGCGUUUGGGCGAUAUGUUUCAUGGAGUUAUGGAAACGUAGACAACUGGCCCUACAGCAUGAAUGGAACGUUACUAACUUUGAAGCCGACGAAUUAUCCAUGGUGGUGAUUGCGAUAUUUGCAGUCCUCGUUUACAGACUGGCCCUUGCCCAUAAAACGCGAACUUCAUAUGAAGAUAGUUUCAUAUUUAAAAUUGUCGUUUUCCAGUGCAUCAACAACUAUGGCUCCAUCAUAUACAUCGCCUUUUUCAAAGGAAGCUUUGUAGACAGACCUGGUUUUGAUAAACUCUACAUGUUCAGCAAAUACCGGCAGGACGAGUGUGAAGAUACUGGAUGUUUUUCCGAGCUGACCAUCCAGCUGAUCGUCGUAAUGAUAGGAAAGCAAUUCCUAAAUGCCCUGAUUGAGAUGCUGGCCCCGUUAGUUGUAGCAAUAAUAAUAAUAAUAAUUAUUAUUAUAAUAAUAAUUAUUAUUAUUAUUAUAAUAGUAGUAGUAUGGGAACGGGAUCUCGAUCUGGAAUGUCAUCCGCCUAUCUCCAUGUUUGGCGAGUACCUAGAGAUGGUAAUUCAAUACGGUUUCGUGACGUUGUUCGUGGUGGCUUUCCCACUGGCGCCAUUAUUCGCAUUCCUCAACAACAUCAUCGAGAUCAGACUGGACGCUUACAAGAUGGUCAAACUCUUCAGGAGGUGCGCUGCUCUGAAAGCUCAAGACAUCGGUGCCUGGGAGAUCUCCUUGCAGAUGAUCAGUUAUAUGGCCGUUAUUUCUAAUGCAUUCAUCAUAGCCUGGACAUCGGACUUCAUUCCGAAAGCAGUCUACAAGUGGAACGCAGACACGCGCAGUUUAUCAGGCUACAUGAACUGGACCCUGGCGCCCUUCAACGUCUCAGAGUUCAAGGCUAACCAACGGCCAGACGUCUCCAUUUAUCCAGAGGCUGCAAAUGUCACCCAAUGCAUGUACGAAUUAAUUAUGUUUGUUUAUUAA
This is a messenger RNA of Helobdella robusta, 1359 nucleotides long. RefSeq lists its product as hypothetical. Gene Ontology annotation, biological process: chloride transmembrane transport. Gene Ontology annotation, molecular function: chloride channel activity. Gene Ontology annotation, cellular component: plasma membrane. The transcript is spliced from 11 exons. The annotation marks the transcript as partial. NCBI's taxonomy places the organism in Eukaryota, Metazoa, Annelida, Clitellata, Rhynchobdellida, Glossiphoniidae. The record is from RefSeq and is a predicted model, not a curated record.